Penicillium oxalicum is the source of this 1308-nucleotide messenger RNA. Its product is annotated as putative extracellular exo-polygalacturonase. Gene Ontology annotation, biological process: carbohydrate metabolic process. The transcript is spliced from 8 exons. Bases 1 to 1308 code for a protein of 435 amino acids. The record is from RefSeq and is a predicted model, not a curated record. Lineage: Eukaryota; Fungi; Ascomycota; Eurotiomycetes; Eurotiales; Aspergillaceae. Gene Ontology annotation, molecular function: polygalacturonase activity.
AUGAAGAUCUCCAGUAUCCUGGCACAGGCACUCAGCCUCAGUCUAUCGCUCGGCACAGUUGCCGAGGCCAAAAACUCACGAUCUCGCAAUGAUGCAUGCCAUCCUCACCACCCAUUCCAUCCACUUCCUGGCAGCAAAGAUCGCCACAAGACAUGCCAUGUCCCGACUAAUGGCGACGGCACUGACGACUCCGCCCAUAUCCUGUCGACGCUGAAAAAGUGCAACAACGGCGGUAAAGUCGUCUUUGACGCCGGAAAGACCUACACUGUCGGCAAAGCCAUGGACAUGACAUUCCUUAAGAGCGUAGAUCUGGAAAUCCUCGGCACAAUUCAAUUCACCAACGACACCGACUACUGGCAAGCUAAUGCUUUCAAGCAAGUUUACCAAAAUGCCACCACCUUCUUCCAGAUUGGUGGCACAGACGUCAACGUCUACGGUGGCGGUACCCUAGACGGCAACGGACAGGUCUGGUAUGACCUGUAUGCUAAGGAGCCCUUGAUCUUGCGCCCAAUCUUGUUCGGUGUCAUCGGCCUGCACGGCGGUAGCAUUGGCCCCCUCAAGCUGCGCUACUCCCCACAGUGGUACAAUUUCGUUGCCAACUCAUCAGACAUUCUGUUUGAGGGUAUCGAUAUCUCGGGCUACAGCAAGAGCGCACAUGAGGCCAAGAACACCGAUGGAUGGGAUAUCUACCGGUCAAACAAUAUUGUUAUCCAGGAUUCAGUGAUCAACAACGGCGAUGACUGCGUCUCUUUCAAGCCCAAUUCCACAAACGUGAUUGUUCAGAACCUUCAUUGCAAUGGCUCGCAUGGUAUCUCCGUUGGCUCGCUGGGCCAGUACAAGGACGAGGUCGAUAUCGUUGAGAACAUUCUCGUCUACAACAUCUCCAUGUUCAACGCAUCUGACGGUGCUCGCAUCAAGGUCUGGCCCGGUGUGGCCUCGGCUCUGUCCACUGACCUCCAGGGCGGAGGUGGCUCCGGUAGCGUGAGGAACAUCACCUACGAUACCAUGACUAUCAAGAAUGUCGACUACGCCAUCGAGGUCACUCAGUGCUAUGGACAGAAGAACCUGACUCUCUGCAACCAGUUCCCCAGCAGCAUGACCAUCUCAGACGUAUACUUCAAGAACAUCAAGGGCACUACCUCUGGAAAACGGGAUCCUGUCGUUGGAACAAUCGUUUGCUCAAGCCCGGACGUCUGUUCAAAGAUUUACGCCUCCGAUAUCAACGUCAAGAGCCCAAAAGGUUCCAACACUUUCACCUGCACAAAUGUUGAUGACAGCCUGCUGGCUAUCAAUUGCACCUCGAGCUAA